AUGGCCUCCGACGCGCGGCUCAGGCCGCGCGGGUGCGAGCUGUGCAGCGCCACGCACCGGCCGUUCCUGUGCGCGGACUGCGUGAACGGCGGCGUGCUGGGGGACGGCAAGGCGGCUCUACUGGCGCUCAUCAGGCGGAGGGACGAGCUGCUGGGCCGCCUGAGGGAGAAGAUGGAGAGGCAGGAGGCCCAGCAGCAACAGGAGGCAAAGAGACAGCUGCACCUUUUGGAACUGCGCCACGUGUCCAAAAGGGCGACGUCUGCUGAACAGAGGCUGAAGCGUGUCAAGUCUGCCGUGGUGGUGCUCCGCAACAGCAGCGACGCCCGGCAGGUGCACCUUGACAAGGCCUCCACCCAGCUGCUGGAGAAGCGGAAGGAGAAGUUGCACAGAUAUUUUCCUACCCAUGCCCGUGUGACGCAGCUCACCUUCAGCUGCCUGCAGUCCUCCCUGGAAGAGGAGUGGUGCGCAAAAGUCCGCCAGCUGCUGGAGGUGCUGCCCUUCCGGAUAAACGCCCUGAGGUCGGGGUCCAAGGCGCCCAUACAAGUCACUGUGUGCAACCUGCAGCUGCCCAAUGGCCGUCUCACGGUCGUGGACCCGAAGCAGAAGCCAGAGACUCUGGAUGCUGCCCUGGGAUACGCCCUCCUGCUGUUGGACCUGCUGGGUUUGUACAUUGGCGGGCCAGUGAUCCACCAAUCAAAUUUCAAGGGCUCGUAUUCGUCUAUCUGGCGGCGAAGGACGUUCUGGGACUGCAGACCAGUUUCCACUGGUGACGUGCUGCCACUGCACUUGGGCAGGAACGCCCCUACCCAGCUGUCCAGCAGCACAUGGCCCUCCAGCUCUGGCGAUCAGUGCCUGCCCCACCGGCAGCGACAGGUUGAGGCCGCAAUGCACCUCCUGCACCGCAGCAUCGGCGCCUUCGCCAGUGACCAGUUGGGCCCGUUGGGCGCCAAGCUGCCCGAAGGCUGGAGCCCCUUUGCAUCUCUGGCUUGGAUUUGCUCAAAGGUGGCAAGGGAUUCAUUGCGAGGGGCGCUCCAGCAGCUGGGUGCCCUGGCAGCGGCGGAUGGCAAGGUGGGCGGCGACGGGAAUCAUGUGGUGGGCGAAGACGCACAAACAAGCACGAGCCUGGACACGACCCAACUUCUGCUGCCCGACGACGACGAUGAGCAGGUGGACGCCGACGGCUGGUGCUGCAUCCGGGGAAACUUCCUGCCACCGCCGCCCUCCAAGCCGGACGACGUGGAGCACUGGGCGAAGGCCAUGCUGUCAGAGAACAGGGGCGGCUGGCAGCAGGCGUUGCGGGUAAACCUGCUGCGCGCGCUGCCGGGAGCGCCGGGCGCCUGGCGCGCUCUCAACGGCGGCUGA
Messenger RNA from Ostreobium quekettii, 1362 nucleotides. Lineage: Eukaryota; Viridiplantae; Chlorophyta; Ulvophyceae; Bryopsidales; Ostreobiaceae. The record is from the annotation of a GenBank genome assembly.